CUUAGAUAUACACACAAUUAUAUACAAAAAAAAUUAUAAACUUUGUUUUUAGCAAAGAAUGUGUGAUUUGAACUGACUUUGAAUUGUAUUUCAUUUUAUACUUUAGCCGAACACUGGGUGUCACUCACACAGUGCUGUUGAAAGUGUGAAACUGAUCCAACACUUUUUUUAAAUACAAGGAUUGUAUUAAAAAAAAAAAAAAAAACUGUAUGAAGGGGUGAAAGUGUUUGCCUCCUUCCUGUUUUUUUUUUUUGCAUGUUUUUCACUAAAUGUUUCAGAUCAAACAUGUAAAUAUUAGUCAAAGAUAACAAAAACAAAAUAUGCAGUUUGUAAAUUAAGGUUUUUAUUACUAAGGAAAUACAAAAUCCAAACCUACAUGGCCCUGUGUGAAAGUGCUUGCCCCCAAAACCUAAUAACUGGUUGGGCCACCCUUAGCAGCAAGAACUGCAAUCAAGCGUUUACAAUAACUUGCUACGAGUUGUUUACAGCUUUGUGGAGGAAUUUUUGGUCCACUCAUCUUUGCAGAAUUGUAAUUCGGCCACAUUGGAGGGUUUUUGAGCAUAAACCGCCUUUAAAGAUCAUGCCACAGCAUCUCGAUAGGAUUCAGGUCAGACUAGACCACUCAAGUCUUCAUUUUGUUUUUCUUCAGCCAUUCAGAGGUGGACUUGCUGGUGUGUUUAAAUCAUUGUCCUGUUGCAGAACCCAAGUUUGCUUCAGCUUAAAGGUCAUGAACAGAUGUCCACACAUUGUCCUUCGGGAUUUUUUGGUAGACAGCAGAAUUCAUGGUUCCAUUGAUCACAGCACGUCUUCCUGAAGCAGCAAAACAGCCCCAAACCAUCACACUACCACCACCAUAUUUUACUGUUGGUAUGAUGUUCUUUUUCUGAAAUGCAGUGUUACUUUUAUGCCAGAUGUGAUGGGACAAACACCUUCCUAAAAUGUUCAACUUUUGUCUCGUCAGUCCACAGAGUAUUUUCCCCAAGUGUUGGGGGAUCAUCAAGAUGUUUUCUGGCAAAUUUGAGACAAGCCUUUAUGUUCUUUUGCUCAGCAGUGGUUUUUGUCUUGGAACUCUGCCAUGCAGGCCAUUUUUGCUCAGACUCUCUUAUGGUGAAGUCAUGAACACUGACCUUAACUGAGGUAAGUGAGGCCUGCAGUUCUUUGGAUGUUGUUGUGGGGUCUUUUGUGACAUCUUGGAUGAGUCAUUGCUGUGCCCUUGGGGUAAUUUUGGUCAUCUAGCCACUCCUGGGAAGGUUCACCACUGUUCCAUUUUUUUGCCUUUUGUGGAUAAUGGCUCUCAAUGUGGUUCGCUGAAAUCCCAAAGCUUUAAAAAUGGCUUUAUAACCUUUUCCAGACAGAUCGAUCUCAAUUACUUUCUCUCUCAUUUGUUCCUGAAUUUCUGUGGAUCUCAGCAUGAUGUGAAGCUUUUGAGGAUCAUUUGUUCUACUUCACUUCAUCAGUCAGGUCUUAUUUAAGUGAUUUCUUGAUUGCAAACAGGUGUGGCAGUAAUCAGGCCUGGGUGUGGCUAAAGAAAUUGAACUCACUAUUGAACCCAUUGCUUCUGGUAGCUGCAUGCAUCAGAUACAAAACACUGAUGCUUGCCUACAAAGCCAGAAAUGGACCAACUCUCUCUUACCUCAAACUCCUCGCACUGCACCUCUCUCCCUCAGAGUUGCUAGCACUGCUCAACUGGUCCCACCAUCUCUCAAGGCCCUUCCCCCAUUCACUUUUACUUGUAAUGGAGGCAGGAUUACCAGGAUUAACUGUUGCUCAGUUUCCACACAGUCGUCCCUCUUGUACAGUAUGGGUGAGUGCAUGCAUGUGUGUGGAGCUCACAGUACAAUUCGGAUUCAAUUUUAAAACACGCAGCUUAACUCUCUACCAGACUGCAUCUGGCACGAAACCUGAAAGAGGUGCCUUUGGGAUUAAUGAAGACCACACUACACCUUCCUGCUUCACUUCUCAAAACAAUAAAGUGUGAGGCUAUUUUUGUGCCCAUGACAGUCGUUACAUCAUUUACAAAAUGAUAUUUUUGCGGAGGAAGUAUCAGAAGAAGUUGGUGCUGAUCAUCUUGAUUUUGUGCUUCAUGGUUGGGAUCUACCUACUGGACUUGAAUAUUGAUCAGAGAAGAUUACAGGUCAUAAAGAUAUACUGGGAAAACUACCAUUGGAAUGAUAUGUGGUCUUUCAAACUUGCUCUUUUUAAUAAGGGAAAGAAAAUAAUACAAAUAAAAGACCAAUUUACAAACAAUGACACAAUAGUGCGUGUUUAUUCUAAUGAAGACAAAAUGGUGGAACAAACUGGAAAUUCUCCAUUGAAGCCUGUUAAAUCGGACCAACUCUCAGAACUAGGCUUCUUUGGUGAUGAAUAUGCCGUCAAUGAUGAUAUGCCACAAACUAACUGUCCCAGCAGCAUUCAAAAAAAGGUGUUACAGACUGACUUUGCUAAGAUAUUCUUGCCCAGUGUGCCAGUCUUGCAGUGGGCGAAGCAUUACACUAAGCCAGAAUAUAAGCGGUUAUCCCACUACCACGGUGCCCAUGGAUGGGGUAGUGUCAGUGCUGAUGUUUUGAAUGAAUCUUUGGCCAUUUUAAACACUUCUGCGAACCGCCUGAUGUUUGAUGACCGGGAGAAGAGAGAGAACAAAUCUCAGUGUAUCCGCUGUGCUGUUGUCGGAAAUGCAGGAAUCUUGAAUGGGUCAAAGAAAGGCCAUGAGAUUGACCAGAACGACUAUGUGUUCAGGACAAAUGGUGCAGUUAUUAAAGGCUUCGAAGCGGAUGUUGGCUCACGUACAUCUUUCUAUACCUUCUCCACAAACACCUUACGCAACUCUCUGAGAAGUUAUGCACAUAUGGGCUAUAAACAUGCUCCACAGUCCACGGAGACGAGGUACAUUUUCCUGCCUGAUCAUGACCGGGACUAUAUUCUCAUGAGAGCUGCAUCUCUGCAAAUACCAAUCCCAAAAGGGAAAGACCGGAGUUCUACGCCUCCCAAUUAUUUUGGACCUGAUGUAACUGUAGACAAGUUUAAAAUGUACCACCCUGACUUCAUCCGUUACCUCAGGAACAGGUUUCUGCACUCAAGCAGACUCAAUGGCAGACUUAAAAACAUUUACAGGCCGUCUACAGGAGCCGUGAUGCUGCUGGCCGCGCUUCAUAAAUGUGAUGAGGUAAAUGCCUACGGAUUUAUGACACCCGACUUCAGGAAAUAUUCAGACCAUUAUUACGACAAAAAGCCUCAGAGGGUGCAUUUCUUUGCCAAUCAUGAUCUGCGAAUGGAGUUGAAUCUGUGGCAGAAGUUGCACAAGGCAGGACUGAUAAAGCUCUACAUGCGAACAUGACCCUACCUGCAAUGAAGUGAAUUAGUGAACUGUGACAUUUAAGUGCCUCUGGAUUUGGCCUACCUCACCUAAACAUAAGAGUGUAGGUAAAGACAAGGUGUGUGUGUGUGUGUGUGUGUGUGUGUGUGUGUGUGUGUGUGUGUGUGUGUGUGUGUGUGUGUGUGUGUGUGUGUGUGUGUGUGUGUGUGUGUGUUUGCAAUGUGUGACAUGCGUGUGUGUGACUCGUGUUUGUGUUACUAAAUAAACAAUCUUAUAUAAAGUUUAUACAUUCAUAGAUUUGUGGACAUUUUUAAUAAUUUCAUGCCAUUUGUUGAAUGUAACUUUUUUAAAACAAUGAAGAUAGUUGUAUGGAUGGCAGGACAAUUAGGAAUACUAUUGUUACUUCAAAUAAGACAGGAAAAAAGACAUACAGUAAUGUCUUGAAUGUAUUUCCGAGGUUUAAUUGCAUCAAUUCAAAGAGACUUCUGCUU
Tachysurus fulvidraco (yellow catfish) is the source of this 3804-nucleotide messenger RNA. RefSeq names its product alpha-N-acetylgalactosaminide alpha-2,6-sialyltransferase 2-like. The transcript has 11 exons. Gene Ontology annotation, molecular function: sialyltransferase activity. NCBI's taxonomy places the organism in Eukaryota, Metazoa, Chordata, Actinopteri, Siluriformes, Bagridae. The record is from RefSeq and is a predicted model, not a curated record. Bases 2021 to 3334 code for a protein of 437 amino acids.